UCUCUGUCUCUCUCUGUCUCUCUCUACAGACUCUUCCCUCGGUUUCUCUCUCCAGAAAGUCAGGUCGUAUUACAAGAGCGGGUUUUUUUGCAAUCUUUUAUAUUUCAGUUGCUGUUGGUGGUUGCGAUUAUUUCUCACAUUUAAAGUCUCUCUCUUUGUCUUUCUCUUUCAUUUCCUCCUCUCUCUAAAAUUGGCUCUCUACCCACUUCCUCUAUUCUGAUAACCUUCACAAAGAUGCUUGCUUUAUGCAAGGCCGUGAGCUGAGCUGCCUGCUAUCUCUUUUCUGUGCCCAUUCUUUGUGCUGUAAUUUGGCCUUUUCUUUUGUUCAUACAUUUUGUUUCAGUCUUGUUUGGUUUCAUUGAAUCCAAGCUUGAUCUGAGAAACAAAAGCUCUUUGGGGUCGUGCGAUUGGAGAGCUUUCUUGUUGGAUUUGGGGAUAUGGGAGUGUGAUCAUACAAUGGUUUGGCGAAAAUUUGGGUAAUUCUAAAACAGAUCUUCUUUUAUAGAUCUGCUUUCCUGGUGUCAUGCAUACCUUUUGUUAUAUUUUUCGUAUGUUUGUGAUCUCAAAAGAGAAAGAAGGUUGGUCAUUUUUGAUAUCACCGGCGCUUUCAAACCUCAAAAGGUUAUAAUAUCGAAAGUGGAUUCCUUUCAUGGAAAAGUGAAAGUGGGCGUGUUUUGCUUAAUGGUGGAUGCUCUUCUUAAAGAUUGGGUGCUAAAUUCAAGUGUUUUCUGGGCAAAUUUGUGGCAAUCGGAUUGCAGAUUGUAGUUCAAGUGGAUUAAUCUGAUUAGCCAGGCAUUGAAUAUACAAGGGUGUUGCUCAAAGAUUGUGAUCAAACAAAGAUUGAUAUCAGAGAGAGAGAGAGAGAGAAAGUGAGUUUAGUGGAUUGAUUGGUCACUUAAAGGCCCUGAUUUUGAAGGGCGUUGGGGUUAUUAGGAGAAUUUCUUACGGAUCCGUCAAUUGAAAAUAGGGGGUCGUAUUGCUCGGCUGGUCUGGAGUGCCUACUAAACAUAAUCAGGGCCCUGAGAAUGGGUUCCUGCUUGUCUGCAGAAAGCAGGAGCCCUCUGCCCGAUUCGCCGUCGUCUCCCGCCUGGGGAGUCAGGCGGCGCAAGAGCACCAAGAAGAAAAUGGGCUCUCGAAAUUCUUCCUUUGAUUACCGCCGGGAAGAGCCGCUGCAUAGGAUUCCCGGGAGAAUGUUCUUGAAUGGGUCAAGUGAAGUUGCAUCUUUGUUUACCCAACAGGGCAAGAAAGGGACCAAUCAGGAUGCCAUGAUUGUUUGGGAGAAUUUUGGUUCAAGAACAGACACAGUUUUCUGUGGUGUUUUUGAUGGCCAUGGUCCGUUCGGUCAUAUGGUCGCUAAAAGAGUGAGGGAUUCUCUUCCUCUGAAAUUGAGUGCAAACUGGGAGGUGACCAUAACCAGUGAGGAAGUACUCAAAGAGAUCAGCCUCAAUACUUCAGGAAGCUUGAAUUCAGAUGGUACUCCCUUUGUAUCUGUUGAUGAAGAUUUCAGGGCCUCCAUUGAUAUUGAGGAAACAGACAAACACCCUGAGAUCUUUCAGACACUGAAAGAGUCAUUCCUAAAGGCUUUCAAAAUUAUGGAUAGGGAGCUGCGAACACAACCAAGUAUCGAUUGCUUUUGUAGUGGGACAACAGCUGUAACUUUGGUUAAACAGGGUCGGGAUUUAAUCAUUGGAAAUGUUGGGGACUCCAGAGCUGUUCUGUGCACGAGAGAUAAAGAUGACACUCUAAUUGCAAUUCAAUUGACUGUGGAUCUCAAACCAAAUCUUCCAGCGGAAGCAGAGAGAAUACGGAAGUGUAGAGGGCGCGUUUUUGCUCUUCAAGAUGAACCUGAGGUUUCUCGGGUCUGGCUGCCAAACAAUGACUCCCCUGGUCUUGCCAUGGCACGGGCUUUUGGAGAUUUCUGCCUCAAGGAUUUCGGCCUGAUCUCUGUGCCAGAUAUAUCCUUUCGGCGUCUCACUGAGAAGGAUGAAUUUAUAGUCUUGGCUACAGAUGGGAUUUGGGAUGUUCUCUCUAACAAAGAAGUGGUAGACAUUGUAGCAUCAACCCCAGCACGCUCUUCUGCAGCUCGGGCACUGGUUGAGACUGCAGUUCGAGCUUGGAGACAGAAGUAUCCAACUUCCAAAGUAGAUGACUGUGCUGUAGUUUGCCUUUUCCUUGACUCAGACUCAAACUCUGGAUCAACUGCUGCUAAUAACUGGUCGGGUGAGCAGCCUGCCACAACGGAUGAGGUCAAUGGUGGGACUGAGCAAGAAGAUCUCUCUGGGACAACUUGUUUGGUCCGCUCAGGGACUGCCCGAACUGGCGAAGAGAUUCUUCAAGAUGAAGAAGAAGAAGAAGAAGAAGAAGAAGAAGAAGAAGAAGAAGAAGGAGAGGAAGAAGAAGAAGCAAGUAAAGAGAACGGUGCAGAGGAAAUGAAUUCAGAGGCGGGUAAAGAGUGGUCUGCUCUGGAAGGAGUUUCCCGUGUGAACACAUUAUUGACCCUGCCAAGGUUUGUGCCUACAAAAGAAGACAAGAAGGUGUGGAAGAAGGUUUGAUUAUUGAUUAAUCACCUUGUUUCUGUUUCUCAUAAAAAAUUGUUCAGUAUCAUUUAUUUUUCCUCGUCUCUGUUUCUGUUUUGCAUUUUCUACACAUAUGUGUUUUGUAGGGCCAUAAAAGUAAAAAUUUUGACCGGAGAGGUAGGCCCUCCCGACUAUAUUAGCAUGUCUGGGAAAAUUGUCCUUUCUAGUGUGGGUAGAAUUGGAAUUUUUGUAAAA
Molecule: messenger RNA, 2771 nt
Organism: Prunus avium (sweet cherry)
Lineage: Eukaryota; Viridiplantae; Streptophyta; Magnoliopsida; Rosales; Rosaceae
Product: putative protein phosphatase 2C 33
Biological process (GO): protein dephosphorylation
Molecular function (GO): protein serine/threonine phosphatase activity
Source: RefSeq, a predicted model, not a curated record